GACUGGGAGACCCGGUGAUGUCACAAUAAGCAGGGAAACCUCACGUGCCUCCGGAGCGCCCUGGCAACUAAAAAAUCUCCCUGUACGAUCCUCCGGCGAUACCGAAUAUCGGGAGUGCGCGCCGGACGCUCAUCCGCGUGUCCGUCGGGGAUCUUAAAGGCGCAGCGACACCUGCAUCCUCUCCUGCGUCACACCGAGGUUCCCCUCACAUCUUAUGAACUAGAGAGAGAGAGAAGAGGAAGAGAGUGAGAACUAACCGGGGAAACACUCGACGUGUGAGCGCGUUUGGCAGAGGAGCGCGCGGACGGUGAGCUCGAGGUGUUGCGGGUUUUUCCUCGUCGCGUUCGGGUGGAGUCGAGCCACAUCGCGAAGUCUAAGAGCAGUGACACACUUCAGGUGGGUGGAACGCGCUCUUCGGCAGGACUCAUCAUGAAGGACGGCAUGGCCAACAACAGCACCGCCAGCAUCUCGCAGGCCCGGAAAGCUGUGGAGCAGCUGAAGAUGGAGGCCUGCAUGGACAGAAUAAAGGUGUCGAAGGCAGCAGCGGACCUGAUGGCGUACUGUGACGCUCAUAUACGAGAGGACCCGCUCAUCGUGCCAGUGCCGGCGUCAGAAAACCCGUUCCGGGAGAAGAAGUUCUUCUGCACGAUCCUCUGAGGCCGAGCCGCGGGUCCAGGAGCUCUGCACGCGUCUCUGCUGCUGCGUUUUCAGCAGUUUUCAGCUGUUUGAGCGCAGCUGCCGCAUCUGUUGAUGGUCCGAUCCCUCCUGCAGGGGGUCAAUUAACUGGCAACCCAGUCAGAGCGUCUCAUGUCUCGUUAAAUAGGUUCGUUAUUGCUUCGUAAAUUAGAGAACAGCCUUUCUCACUGCUUAUGGGAUGAGAGAUUUGUGUGUGCGUACGUGUGUGUGGGUGUGUGUGCUGGUUUUGGUUGGUUUUUGAAAACACACAUUUGUAUAAUGACAUGGGUAUGACCUACAAUGUUGAGGUGUGUGUGUGUGUUGGUUUUGUUGGAUUAUGAGGACAUGGCUUGUGUCCUUAUAAAGCGAAACUGUUAAACAUCAUACUUAACGUGGUCUUUUCACAUUCAAAAUGUGCCGCAUAUUUCAUUUGAGGGUACGCAUAUAGUAAGUGUUUUUUUUUACAGUAUAAAUACAUUACACCUAUGGAGAGUCCUUGUAAACCAUCAAAAUCAACGUGUGUGUGUGUACUGGUUUUGGUGGUUUUUGAGAACACACUUUUAUAUUAUGAUAUGGGUAUGACCUAAAAUGUUAAGGUGUGUGUGUGUGUGUGUGUGUGUGUGUACUGGUUUUGGUGGUAUAUGUGGACACAUAUGUGUAUACGAUGCUAGUAUUACAACAUUGAGGUGAUUUAUGAGGACAUGGCUUUUGUUCACAUUCAAAAUUUGCCACAGGUUUCCUUUGAGGGUUGGGUGUUGUGGUCAGGCCAUAUUUUAGGUGUUUUUACAGUAUGAUAUACAUUCCACCUAUAGAGAAUCCUUGUAAAACCACCAAAACAAGUGUGUAAUGGUUUUUGUUGGGUUAUGAGGACAUACCCUGUGUCCUCAUUAUGUGAAACUGUUAAACAUCUUACUUAAUGUUGUCUUUUCACAUUCAAAAUGUGCUGCAUAUUUCAUUUGAGGGUUUGGUUUAGUGGUUGGGCCAUACAGUAAGUGUUUUUAUACAGGAUGAAAUACAUAACACCUUUGGAGAGUCCUUGUAAACCACCAAAAUCGACGUGUGUGUAAUGGUUUUUGUAGUUUUUGAGAGCACACAUUUAAUUAAUGACAUGGGUAUCACCUAUUAUGUUGAGGUGUAGGUGUGUGUGUGUUUGUCUACUAGUUUUGGUGGUUUAUGAGGACACAAAUAUGAAUACAAUGUAAGUAUUACUACAUUGAGGUGAUUUAUGAGGACAUGGCUUGUGUUCCCAUUCGAAAUUUGCCACAGGUUCUCUUUGAGGGUUGGGUGUAGUGGUAGGGCCAAAUAUUAAGUGUUUUUACAGUAUGAAAAACAUUACACCUAGUGAAAGUCCUUGUACACCACCAAAACCAAUGUGUGUGUAUACUGGUUGUGGUGGUUUACAAGGACAAAAUAUCAUAUAGUGGCAUGGGUUUGACCUACACUGUUAAAAGUAAUUAAUUUCUUAAUUACUUAAAAUUGAGUUAACCAGUCACCUUAAAAGCAACAACUUGAUUUUACUUUUACAAAGUCAGUAAACCCAUUGACUUUUAGACGUAUGCACGUACUUUUGUGUUUGUUUACUUAGUAAUACUACUUAAUAAUGAUGAGUUUACUCUCUUUUUUACUUGUCACCUAAUCGCUUUUACAGUUUGUAAAUGUUGAGGUGUAUGUGUGUACAGGUUUUUGUAGUUUACAAGGACACUAAUGUGUUUAUGAUUUUAGUAUUACAACAUUCAUGUAAUUUAUGAGGACAUGUCCUCGUAAUGCAAAACUGUUAGAAAUCAUACUUGGUAAUCAUGUGGUCUUUUCGCAUUCAAAAUUUGCCACGGGUUUCCUGUGAGGGUUGGGUUUAGGGGUAGGGCCAUACAUUAAAUUGUUUAUACACCUGUGGAGAGUCCUCAUAACCCACCAAAACAAAUUUUGUGUGUGUAGCACGUGGUUUUGGGGGUUUAUUAGAACACAAAUGUGUAUAAUGAUAUUAAUAUGACAUGUCCUCAUAAUGCAAACAGUUCAAAUUCAUACUUGGUUUUUUACAUUUAGAAUUUCCCAC
This is a messenger RNA of Danio rerio (zebrafish), 2725 nucleotides long. Lineage: Eukaryota; Metazoa; Chordata; Actinopteri; Cypriniformes; Danionidae. The record is from RefSeq and is a predicted model, not a curated record.